Molecule: messenger RNA, 1700 nt
Organism: Chara braunii
Lineage: Eukaryota; Viridiplantae; Streptophyta; Charophyceae; Charales; Characeae
Source: the annotation of a GenBank genome assembly
GCGUCGCUUCAGGGUGAGGGGCAUGGAGAGCAGGCAAAGGAGGUGCCACGAGAGGAGGUACCACAGGAAGAGGUCCGGGGUACUUAGCGAGAGAGAGGGCUGGGCGAUGAGGGGAGACAUGCAGGGAAAGAAGUGAUAGAGGUUGAAGAGGACACGCCCCCACAGAUGCCAGCAGUGGGUUUGAGACUCGGGGAUGCACCAGGGAGCACCCGGUCGACAAAUGAGGGGUUGCAGAGAAAGGAGACCCCUUUACCUUCGUCAGAAAAGGCUCCUUCGCUAGAAGAGAGGGCAGCUGUAAGGAGAGAAGCUUUGAUCCUGAUUGAUAGGCACCUAGCAGGUCAUGCCCUGGAGCACCCAGACCUGGAGGAGCCAGCACCUGCAGAACCACGCCAGAAGUCAUGCCAGCCCGAGAAGGAAAUGGAAGUAGAAAUCCCAAAGAGGGUCGACCUCCGCACGAGGGAAAGAGCGCACGCUGGAGGGACGGCUGAAGAAAAGAGGAGGUUGGAGGCAGCAGGGGAGCUCUCGGAGCAGCAGCAAGAGAGGCAGAGAUCGGAGACAGCAGGAGCACUCCCGGGUCAGCCGCCCAGCGCACCAGCUAGGGCCCUAGAGAUUCCUGAGAUAUGGAGGGAUUUCUGGGAGCAUAGAGGAGAGGAGCUUCCAUCGCCAGUCAGAGCCGGGUUUGGGGUGGCCAAGAAGACGGAAGAAAGGUUAGAUCAUAAAAUCAAGUUCCUGGCCAAGACCACUUUUGACCGGCACUUGUUAUUAGAGGGCGAUCUGGCAGGGAAGAAAAUGAAGGAAGCCAGCCAUGGAUUACGUCUGGAGGCUAUGGAGAUGGAAAUUCAGGAACUUAGGGCUUUGGUGGCCAGCCAGGCAGCUAUUAUUGAGAGCCUGAGGCAGCAAACCCAGGGAAAGGCGGACAGACCAGAGAGCAGCCGGCAGGGAAAGCAGAGGCAGCCAGGACAGGGAUUGCCAGGACAACCAUCUGCGACAGAGCCUCGCCAGGAGCCGCCUAUGUGGAGAGUUAUCCUGGAGCCAGAGGAGGCGAGACCCCAGAGACAGGCAGAGAGAGAGGCGUUCGAGUUUAGAGUCCCUACUGAGCUCGCGAUGCUGCCGGUGGCGGCGACAAGCCCGGUCGUACCUUUGGCAGUAGAGGAGGGGCUGCCACCAUCUAGCAUUGAGCCGGCUCAGGGCUCGGCAGAGGGAUCCAUGGGCGUGCUCCUUGAGACGGUGCAUACUAUGCGGGAGGAGGUGAGUUUGUUUUCACCUGAGCAGAGGAUAGAGGAGCCUCUUGAGAGAGAGAUGGGGAUUGAGAAGAAGGGUGCCAUCGAGGGCAGACUUCAGAGGAUAGGCACGCCUGAGUAUGGACCAGAGGAGAUUGAGGAGCAACCCACGGCAGUGCCAGGGGCGACACUCGAGAGGAGGCCUCAGAGGUUGGACACGCCCCGAGUACGUCCCAGCGACAGAGGAUUUGAGAGGCAGGCUAGGAUCUUGGGCUACUGGAUCUGGGUCUGGUGGACCGGUUCCGGGGACAGAGCGGUAGGAAGUCGUUGGUACUGCAGCUCCUUAAGCAGAGCAGCAGGGGGUAAUCAGUACCUUGGCAGGAUCUCCUUCAUCACCACCUCCUCAGCCCAGGAAGAGGAAGUUAAGGAAGAAGGUUGAUCAACUAUGUUUCUACUGCAAGAGGAGCGCGCAUCAUGCUU